Messenger RNA from Diabrotica balteata, 3430 nucleotides. The record is from the annotation of a GenBank genome assembly. NCBI's taxonomy places the organism in Eukaryota, Metazoa, Arthropoda, Insecta, Coleoptera, Chrysomelidae.
AGUUUCAAAACAAGUAAAUAAGUAAUUGGUUGAAAUUAAAUAACGAGGUUAUGUUUUUAUAAAAUUUGUUAAAGAAAGAUCUAAUUUUUCGUAAAAAUGAAGUUAAAAAAAUUAUAUAUUUCAAAUAAUUUAACUAGCCUAGAUAGUCUAGCUCAAAGAGAUAAAAUUAUCAAUGGCUUACAAAAAUUUAACAGGGUCUCCAAUUUUUCAAACAAGAUGUUGGCAGAGCUAAUGCAGUGCCAGGAUGAUCAAGAAAAAUGUUAUAUCUUGUGUAAACGAUACAUACAUCUCAUGGAUCACUUAUUUAAAAUAUCAAAUGAUCAAAAUUAUUUAAAGGUAAUGUAUUCAAAUGAUUACCGUCGAGUUGAACAACUUAGCAUGGAUCUUAAAGAUAGUCUACAAGAACGAUAUAAACAGUUAAUACUAGAAAAUAACAUAGUGAAUUCUUCUGAACUUUCCUCAGUACCAGUUUCCAAAGAAAAAGAUGAAUCACCAACAGAGAAAAGAAAGUUUCAAGACAAAUUUAUUGGACCCCUUGAUCUAUUUAAUCUGCUCCAGAAAAACCAAAAUUUUUUAUUAGUUGAUAUAAGACCUAACAAGCAUUACCAAGCUUGCAGAAUUAAUUGUAAAAUGGGGACCCUUAUCAAUAUACCCGAAGAAGUGAUAGUGCCUGGCCUCUCAGCUAACACAUUGGGAUUGCGUUUGAAUAAGUCAAUUCAAGAGGUGUGGGAAAAGAGAGAUUCCUUUGAUGUUAUUGUUCUACUCGAUAGUGAUACAACUGCAUAUAAUUAUUUGGGAUCAAAGCUAGAACGACUAAGAAGUUUUAUUGUAGAGUGGGAUACAGGUAGACAGUACAAAGAAGAACCCGUAAUAUUAAGUGGAGGUUUAAAAGAAUUUGUGGAAUGUUAUCCAUCGACAGUAGAUAAUUCCCAUGUAUUUCUAAGCCAGACUAAUUGUGAUAUAGAUGAGCUGCUUGAUUUGGAUAGUAUAGUUUAUCCAGAAGCUGGUUCAGUAGUGCAGAUGAGAUUAAAAAUUCAUGAAGUUCCAGUAUCCGAUUCGGAAGAAGAUAUAGUAGAUGAAUUCAUUACAGAAGGACGUGAGGAAACAUUUACUCCAUCAGUCGAAAAUUCUAGCAAAUCCUUUGAAGUAAACACAGUAGUCAUGCCUCCCGUUAAUAAAGUUGGUGCAAUAAAACCUAAUGUAGACGAAGCUUCGGUCAAAGAAAUUUUAGAUAGUAAUAAAGCUGCGAUGUUACUUAUGGCUAGAAAAGCAGCAAAACCAACAUUUAAUACAGAAAUUCCUAAAGGACCUCCAAUAAUAAGAAAGUCAUUAGAUCGUAAAGAUGUUAAAUCGCAGAAUGGAACCCGUUCCGUAGUUAAACCAAUUGUGGAUAGAUCGUUUAAGCCCGAUAAUAGAAUUGGAGAUGGUUUUACAGGUCUUAAAAAUGUUAGGAAUAUUUGUUACAUGAACUGCCUAUUGCAGUGUUUGAAAGUUAUACCUGCUAUAAAAUUGUCUUAUGUGACUACAGACAGAUAUCUUUCAUAUACAACGCGAAAACCACCGAAGAUUAACCAUCAUCUUGCAGCAGUGCUCAGAGAACUUUGGGGUGGAACGUUGUCUUCUCAUAAAACUUUUUAUAUAUCCCAAUUCAAGAAUCGAAUAUGUGAAUUUGCUCCAAUAUACGAUAAGGGUACUCAUGAGGACUGUUUCGAAUUUUUCAUAUUUCUUUUUACUGCAGUUAGUGAAGAUUGCUCAGCUGAUUUACCUCGAGAAAUGAUGACUGAGAGCGAAAAAGCAUGGUAUGGUCAGCUUCAAGGCAGAUCUUCGUUUUGGAUUGACAGCUUUUAUUUUCAACUAAAAAAUUUAAAAGUAUGUUGCAAUUGUCGCAAAGUCAAUCCGACUUAUGAUACCGACAGUCUUUUGUUGUUAUCUGUACCCAAUAAAGCGUGCCAUCUUCAGAAUAUGGUUGCUGAUUAUCUAAAGGAAGUUAAACUGACUGAUUUCUCUUGCAAUAAUUGUAAAUUCACGGAUACCAUAAUCAAUAAAAAGGAGUUAACUGUAGAACCUGAAAUACUCGCCAUUGUUUUGAAAAGGUACAUGCAUAGUGGUGAUAUCUCAAACUAUGUAAAGAACCAAGCAGAAGUCGACUUUCCCUUGACAAAUUUGAGAUUUGGUACUUCGAGAUACAAUUUAGUUAGUAUUGUUGAACACACGGGUACUAUGUCGCAUGGACAUUACUUUGCCACAGUUAAGUUAGAUAACAAACGUGAUGAUUGGUAUUUGUUCAAUGACGAGACUAUUACUAAGUAUUCUAGGCCAGUUAAUGAUGAUCCUCGGAUAAAGAUCUCAGCAGCAGGAUUCUUUUAUGUGCGCAACUCGGUGUAAAUUCUUAUAUGUGAUAAUUAGUAUCAAAUUUCGUUUUGGUAAAAUAUUUUUGAUACAAUCUUAUAACGACGCUGCUUUAAUUAUUAUAUUAGAUAAGUGCCUGAUGUUGUUGAAUGUUUGUUUUAGAGAUUUAUUGUAACGUAUAGAGUUUCUCAAUUUUUUUAUACUGUAUGAUUCAAUAUCUUUCAUGUACAUGGAUUUCAAAAAAUGAUUUAUAUGUGAACCAUUGUACUAACGAUAUUUACACUAGAAGUUCCCAAGAGUAAACAGAGCAUCAGUGCCUGAUGAGGUUAAAGUUGAGCAUUCAAAAUGAACUGCUGUGGUAAUAGCAUACACAAUAAUAAAAAAAAGGAAGAAGUUGAUUAAAUUCCAAUCUUGAUGAAAAUAAGUAUUGUUAUACAGUGUAAACUUUAAAGUUAAUUGCACACUUCCAUAGUUGUUGUAUUGUGGGAUUAAUAGAGAAUGUAAGGAAUUAUGAAAUGAUAUAAUGUGGCGUUUUUAUUAUUAUAUUAAAUGCAUUACUAUACAUUUAUCUGUUCUUGUUGUUUUGGCAUUUCGUUUUUUAUGAAAUACAAAAAAUAAUUGCUGAUUUUAGGUCUGUUUAUACUACACAAAUCUUUUGUGACUAAUUAAAAACUACACGUGGCAACUCUGGAAAUAAUACCAAUACGUCCUAACCUUUAUGUUUACUCCAUAAACCAUAGGUGAAACGGAGAACUGAUUUUUAGUGAUAUUAAAUUUUUUUGGGUAGCAAAUUUUUUCUAUAAAUUAUUUUAUUAAAAAAUGAUGUAUAAAAGUCAAAAUAUCUAAAAUUUUGCUAGGGAAUUACUACGCUAUCAUUACACAAUCACACUACGCAAGUGUCAUUGAUGAGUCGCAACAAACUUUAAAGGAAAUAAUAUCUACUAAGAUUGUGCCUUCAUAUAUUCAUGUACUCUUUGUUUAUAGUUGGGAACAUCUUGUGGAAGUUUGUGAUGCACUAUAUUACUUUAUAAGGUAAUUUCACUAUUUCUUCAAAACAUCGAAAAUAAAGGAUAUUAUGCAU